This is a messenger RNA of Sapajus apella (tufted capuchin), 4265 nucleotides long. It is a transcript of the gene FNIP1, whose product is annotated as folliculin interacting protein 1. Gene Ontology annotation, molecular function: protein-folding chaperone binding; ATPase inhibitor activity. Lineage: Eukaryota; Metazoa; Chordata; Mammalia; Primates; Cebidae. The coding region runs from base 186 to 3686 and encodes 1166 amino acids. The record is from RefSeq and is a predicted model, not a curated record. Gene Ontology annotation, cellular component: cytoplasm. The transcript has 18 exons.
GAUGCGGCCGACCUCCAGCCAAUGAGCGCCGGCCUCGCCUCACGCCCCGCCCCGCGCGCCGUGGCCGUUUGAAGUGACUAAUUUCUGUCAUAUGACUGAGGCGCCCAUGGGGGUGGCGGGGCGGCUGUAGGAGCGGGGGCCUAGCAAGAGCCCAGCGGAGCGACCCCUGCCUGGCCGUGGCUACCAUGGCCCCUACGCUGUUCCAGAAGCUCUUCAGCAAGAGGAGCGGGCUGGGCGCGCCCGGCCGCGACCCCCGGGACCCAGAUUGCGGGUUCAGUUGGCCUUUACCAGAGUUUGAUCCAAGCCAGAUUCGACUGAUUGUAUAUCAAGACUGUGAAAGACGAGGGAGAAAUGUCUUGUUUGACUCCAGUGUUAAGAGAAAAAAUGAGGACAUAUCAGUAUCGAAACUCUGCAGUGAUGCUCAAGUUAAAGUCUUUGGGAAAUGCUGCCAACUGAAACCUGGAGGAGACAGUUCUUCCUCUUUAGAUAGUUCUGUGACUUCAUCUUCUGAUAUAAAAGAUCAGUGUCUUAAGUACCAGGGUUCGCGGUGUUCUUCUGAUGCCAAUAUGCUUGGAGAGAUGAUGUUUGGCUCAGUAGCAAUGAGCUACAAAGGAUCCACCUUAAAAAUUCAUCAGAUUCGGUCCCCUCCACAGCUCAUGCUCAGCAAAGUGUUUACUGCACGGACUGGCAGCAGUAUUUGUGGAAGUCUCAAUACGCUACAAGAUAGUCUUGAAUUCAUCAAUCAGGACAACAAUACAUUAAAGGCUGAUAAUAAUACAGUUAUUAACGGACUGCUUGGAAAUAUAGGUCUUUCACAGUUCUGCAGCCCCAGGCGGGCAUUCUCUGAGCAGGGUCCGCUCCGCCUGAUCAGGAGCGCCUCUUUCUUUGCAGUUCACAGCAACCCAAUGGACAUGCCUGGAAGAGAGCUGAAUGAGGACAGAGACAGUGGCAUAGCACGGUCUGCAUCUCUCAGCAGCUUGCUGAUCACUCCAUUUCCUUCUCCAAACUCCUCACUUACACGAAGUUGUGCCAGCAGCUACCAGCGACGUUGGCGACGCAGCCAAACAACAAGUUUGGAAAAUGGAGUAUUUCCUAGAUGGUCUAUAGAAGAAAGCUUUAAUCUCUCAGAUGAAAGCUGUGGCCCUAACCCAGGAAUUGUGAGGAAAAAGAAGAUUGCAAUUGGGGUAAUCUUUUCAUUAUCCAAAGAUGAAGAUGAAAAUAACAAAUUUAAUGAAUUCUUUUUUUCACAUUUUCCUCUCUUUGAAAGCCACAUGAACAAAUUAAAGAGUGCAAUAGAACAGGCUAUGAAAAUGAGCCGGAGAUCAGCUGAUGCCAGUCAGAGGAGUUUGGCAUAUAAUCGAAUAGUUGAUGCCCUAAAUGAAUUCAGAACAACAAUUUGUAAUCUUUACACAAUGCCACGAAUUGGAGAACCUGUCUGGCUUACAAUGAUGUCGGGGACUCCAGAAAAGAACCACCUUUGCCAUCGUUUCAUGAAGGAGUUCACUUUUCUAAUGGAAAAUGCUUCCAAAAAUCAAUUCUUGCCAGCUCUCAUUACUGCGGUUCUGACCAAUCAUCUUGCCUGGGUUCCAACAGUCAUGCCAAAUGGACAACCACCUAUAAAAAUAUUUUUAGAAAAGCAUUCCUCUCAGAGUGUGGACAUGUUGGCAAAGACUCAUCCAUAUAACCCACUUUGGGCACAAUUGGGAGACUUGUACGGUGCUAUUGGCUCUCCUGUACGGUUAGCAAGGACUGUGGUGGUUGGCAAACGACAAGACAUGGUCCAGAGGCUACUUUAUUUUCUUACUUAUUUUAUAAGAUGCUCUGAACUUCAAGAAACACAUCUUUUAGAAAAUGGAGAAGAUGAAGCCAUUGUUAUGCCAGGCACAGUUAUUACUACCACUUUAGAGAAAGGUGAAAUAGAAGAAUCGGAGUAUGUCCUUGUCACAAUGCAUAGAAACAAAAGCAGUUUGCUCUUUAAAGAAUCAGAAGAAGUAAGAACUCCUAAUUGUAACUGUAAAUAUUGCAGUCGUCCACUCCUUGGGCAAAAUGUAGAGAACAUUUCUCAACAAGAGAGAGAAGAUAUUCAAAACAGCUCUAAGGAGCUUUUAGGAAUUUCAGAUGAGUGCCAGAUGAUUUCUCCUUCUAACUGCCAAGAAGAAAAUGCUGUUGAUGUUAAACAGUACAGAGAUAAAUUAAGAACUUGCCUUGACACCAAGUUAGAGGCAGUUGUUUGCACAGGAUCUGUUCCAGUAGACAAAUGUUCAUUGUCAGAGUCAGGCUUAGAGCCAACAGAGGAAACAUGGCAGAGUGAGAAGUUGCUGGAUUCAGAUAGUCACACAAGCAAAGCAAUGAGAUCCACAGGAAUGGUUGUGGAAAAAAAACCUCCAGAUAAGAUUGUGUCUGCUUCAUUUUCUUGUGAGGCUGCCCCUACAAAGGUUACUUUCCUGAUUGGGGAUUCUAUGUCACCUGAUUCAGAUACUGAGCUUCGAAGUCAGGCAGUGGUGGAUCAGAUUACCAGGCAUCACACCAAACCACUGAAGGAAGAAAGAGGGGCUAUUGAUCAGCAUCAAGAAACUAAACAAACAACUAAGGACCAAUCUGGAGAGUCUGAUACACAGAACAUGGUUUCUGAAGAGCCCUGCGAACUUCCCUGUUGGAAUCAUUCAGACCCAGAAAGCAUGAGCUUAUUUGAUGAAUAUUUUAAUGAUGAUUCAAUUGAAACCAGGACUAUUGAUGAUGUUCCCGUUAAAACAAGUACAGAUAGUAAAGACCAUUGCUGUAUGUUAGAGUUUUCAAAAAUAUUGUGUACAAAAAAUAACAAACAGAACAAUGAAUUUUGUAAAUGUAUACAAGCAGUUCCCCAAGAUUCAUGUAAAACCUGCUUUCCUCAGCAGGACCAAAGAGAUACACUCUCCAUUCUUGUCCCCCAUGGGGAUAAAGAGAGUUCAGACAAAAAAAUUGCUGUAGGAACUGAAUGGGACAUUCCAAGAAAUGAAAGUUCAGAUAGUGCCCUUGGGGAUAGUGAAAGUGAAGAUACAGGUCAUGAUAUGACUAGACAAGUUAGCAGUUAUUAUGGAGGAGAGCAAGAAGACUGGGCAGAAGAGGAUGAAAUACCGUUUCCUGGGUCGAAGUUAAUUGAAGUGAGUGCUGUUCAGCCCAACAUUGCCAAUUUUGGGAGGUCCUUGCUGGGUGGCUACUGCUCAUCUUAUGUGCCUGACUUUGUUCUUCAAGGAAUUGGAAGUGAUGAGAGGUUCCGUCAGUGUCUGAUGUCAGAUUUGUCUCAUGCUGUGCAGCAUCCAGUGUUGGAUGAACCAAUAGCAGAAGCUGUCUGUAUUAUAGCUGACAUGGAUAAAUGGACUGUUCAAGUGGCCAGUAGCCAGAGACGAGUAACAGAUAAUAAAUUGGGAAAGGAAGUAUUGGUUUCCAGUCUUGUUUCCAACCUGCUUCAUUCCACACUUCAGCUUUAUAAGCAUAACUUGUCUCCAAAUUUUUGUGUAAUGCAUCUUGAAGACCGGUUGCAGGAGCUAUACUUCAAAAGUAAAAUGCUGUCUGAAUACCUGAGGGGGCAGAUGCGUGUUCAUGUCAAGGAGCUGGGAGUGGUUCUGGGGAUUGAAUCCAGUGAUCUUCCACUUCUGGCUGCUGUAGCAAGCACUCACUCUCCAUAUGUUGCACAAAUACUCCUUUAGUAUGCCUAAAGAUUGUUAGAAAUUGGUGGGAAGUUAAGUAGAAACCAAGGAAGCAGACACAACAUGCAUUUGUGGAGAUUCUUUUUCCCUCUUAGACUUUCUUCUGAAUGAGUCAGUCACCAGGGUAUCCUGCACAGCAUUGUGUAUUCUGUAUAUGUCAGAUGGCUUUUUCUUUUUGACUGGACUUUUGGGUGGUGGUAGAUUUUUAAACAAAUUAGAGCAACGUUAAUAAUUUUGAAGCAUUCGAAAAAGCCAAAAUGUAUGGUAGAAAUUUCUACAAAAUGAAUAUUAUCAGGAGUUUCAUGUGAUCACUGCAGUGUUGUCACAACUCAUAAAUAGCAACAGUGUCUCAUGAUUUAAUGGCUCAGAAAGUCAUUUUGUUAGUUUUUAAUUUUCAAUUUCUAAGGUACAGAAAUCUCUAAAACCUUGAUUAUUUGUUAUUUUGUUUUGCAAUUCAAAACAGCUAAUUUCUGGUUAUUUCUCCAAGUAUUUUAAACAGCCUGUUAAUUAUAACAAACUUAGAAUAAUGAGUGUAAAUGUGUUAUGUUAUCCACCCAAGUGUACAUAUAUACCUAUUUU